Cyclocybe aegerita is the source of this 1761-nucleotide messenger RNA. Lineage: Eukaryota; Fungi; Basidiomycota; Agaricomycetes; Agaricales; Hemipholiotaceae. The record is from the annotation of a GenBank genome assembly.
AUGAUCGCUAACAGGAUACAGUUUGAUGCAGUCAAGCAUGAUAUCUUCCAUCCAAACCAACUUGGCGGCAUCCGCCAGAGGUCAACUGAGGAUGCUGGAUUGAUUCUGACUCAUCUCGUGCGAGCGGGGUGGGUUAAGGGUCUCCAGACUAGCGCGCUGGCUUUUCACUUUUCGCGUCGACGAGAUGCCUACAAUCCCUCGCUGGAUCUGGGACCUAUUGGAGGUACUUGGGCUUUCUACUUUGACCGCGGGCUCACGUUUCAUGAGCACGUUCACUACUACGCCACCAAGGCGUUUACCACUGUGCAGGCCAUGCGCAUGCUCUAUGCCACCAAGGCAUUUACCACCGUGCAGGCCAUGCGCAUGCUCGGGAACUCUACUAGAGGACUCUCGCCUAAACAGCGCCGCCUCUUGUAUCGGUCGUGCGUGGUCCCCAUUGCCACAUACGGCUAUCGUCUCUGGUAUUUCGAUGGUGCCCGCAAUAAGGGCGCGAUGAACCAGCUAAAACGGAUGCAGCGUAAAGCUGCUCUAUGGAUCACGGGUGCUUUCCGCACCUCACCUACAGGCGGUCUUGAGGCCCUUGCUGGCCUCAUCCCCGUCCAUCUCAUGCUGAAGAAGUUGGCAACGCGCGCAGUGUAUCGCGUUGCCACCCUCUCAGACACUCACCCCCUUCGCUCUAUGAUGGGCGAGGGACUCCUCAAGCGAGCUGCACCACACGCUCGCUCUGCCGCCUUGAUGACCCCAGCCAUGCGAGGGAAAGUCAAGAGCACUGUCAUGGAGGUGGAUGAACGUGUCCACACCUUAACUGAGAGCUUCGAGCCUUUUGCGCCCGAAGCUCGCCCAGGCGACCGGUUACUGGACCGCCAUGCGGACCGUCUCCAUUUUGACGAGUGUGAUCCUGGCCAGGAUAGGCGCCCAUAUCUAGACGAGCUCAUUGCGAAGGCAAGGGCCGACCCACUAACAGUACUGGCUGCAACUGAUGGAUCUGUCCCUCAGUCCAACCAGUAUCAGGCGGCUUCGGCUGCCAUCAUCUACAAGGGACAUCGCGAGCUCGAGAGGACUCGCUAUGUCUCUGGCAGAGUUACCGCCCCGGAUGCGGAACUCAAUGCCAUUUCGUGCGCAGUGCGCCUUGCCGUUAAGCAGGCAAACUGCCAACAUAUUAUGGUCUUUACUGACUCUAUGGGCUCGGCCCAUAGAGCGGUUGACCCCGGCGUGCAUUCUGGGCAGGCUUUUAGUCUGUCAGUAUGUCGCGCUCUUCAAGAGUGGUUUGAGGCGGAUGAUCUCCGUCGCAUUACCUUCGUCUACGUCCCUUCCGCUAUGCGGUGGGACAUUCAUGACACGCUACGCUCCCAAGCGGCGCACUCAGUCCUGGAUUCGUGGAGUUCCACUUUCCAGGAUCCAACUUACCGAGGCUCUGAAUUCUUAGAGCUUCAACAGCCUGACGGGCGGCCGCUACAGCCAUCGUACCUCAAUGGGGGACCUUGGCUUUCAACCUUCGGACACAGUAUCACUGAGUUCGCUCGCGUUUGCCGGUGCAUAACUGGCCACACGCCCAUUGGAGCGUAUUAUCGUCGCUUCAAGAUCAAUGAGCCUCAUGGCUGCACUUGCGGGGCUGCUUUGCAGUCUCGCCAGCAUAUCCUCUUUCGCUGUCGUGAUAGAUAUUCUGUACACUAUCCCUGUUUUCUCGGGGAUAUUGCAUCAUUUAUGAAGUACAACCCUACAGCGUUCGGCUUCAACCGGGACCCCUCAGGUGUCGGAUAA